AUGGGGAAGGAAAAAACGCAUAUCAACAUUGUCGUCAUUGGUCAUGUCGAUUCUGGAAAAUCGACUACUACUGGACAUCUCAUAUACAAAUGCGGUGGUAUCGAUAAGCGAACGAUUGAGAAAUUCGAGAAAGAAGCUCAGGAAAUGGGCAAAGGAUCGUUCAAAUACGCAUGGGUUCUCGACAAGCUGAAAGCUGAGCGUGAACGUGGUAUCACGAUCGAUAUUGCUUUGUGGAAGUUCGAGACAGCCAAGUACUAUAUCACCAUCAUCGAUGCUCCAGGACAUCGUGAUUUCAUUAAGAACAUGAUCACUGGUACGUCGCAGGCCGAUUGCGCUGUUCUCGUUGUCGCUUGUGGUACUGGAGAGUUCGAGGCUGGAAUUUCGAAGAACGGACAGACUCGUGAACAUGCUCUUCUUGCACAGACCCUUGGUGUCAAGCAACUUAUUGUUGCUUGUAACAAAAUGGACUCUACCGAGCCACCGUUCUCUGAGUCCCGUUUCACCGAAAUCACAAAUGAGGUCUCGAACUUCAUCAAGAAGAUUGGGUACAACCCGAAGGCCGUUCCUUUUGUUCCUAUAUCUGGUUUCAAUGGCGAUAACAUGCUCGAGCCAUCACCCAACUUGUCAUGGUUCAAAGGUUGGACUGUGGAGCGCAAGGAGGGUAAUGCUACCGGAAAAACUCUUCUGGAGGCACUUGAUUCUAUUGUCCCACCUCAACGUCCCACUGACAGGCCACUACGUCUCCCUCUACAAGAUGUAUACAAGAUCGGAGGUAUCGGAACCGUCCCAGUUGGCCGUGUGGAAACUGGCAUACUAAAACCUGGCAUGGUUGUUACUUUCGCACCACAAAAUGUUACUACUGAAGUCAAGUCAGUUGAAAUGCAUCAUGAAUCUCUUCCCGAAGCCAUGCCAGGUGAUAACGUUGGUUUCAACGUGAAGAAUGUAUCUGUCAAAGAUAUUCGUCGUGGAUCGGUCUGCUCUGACUCAAAGAACGAUCCAGCCAAGGAAGCUCGUAGUUUCAAUGCACAGGUCAUCAUUAUGAACCAUCCUGGACAAAUUGCCGCUGGCUACACACCUGUGCUUGAUUGCCAUACCGCGCAUAUUGCAUGCAAGUUCGCGGAGCUUAAGGAGAAGGUUGACCGCCGUACUGGUAAGAAAGUUGAGGACAACCCGAAAUUCCUUAAGUCUGGAGAUGCGGGUAUAGUUGAACUCCACCCAACUAAACCCCUAUGUGUUGAGUCGUUUACGGAUUAUGCUCCUCUUGGGCGCUUCGCUGUUCGUGAUAUGAGGCAAACGGUUGCCGUGGGAGUUAUCAAGUCUGUGGAUAAGUCGGAAGGAGCUCAAGGCAAGGUCACUAAAGCUGCACAGAAGGCUGGAGUUGGCAAGAAAAAAUAA
Molecule: messenger RNA, 1395 nt
Organism: Angiostrongylus costaricensis
Lineage: Eukaryota; Metazoa; Nematoda; Chromadorea; Rhabditida; Metastrongylidae
Source: the annotation of a GenBank genome assembly